UGGAGGCCAAUAACAGUCGGUUGUUAUCCAAUGGUUGUACUGUACUGUCAAGUCAUUGUCCCGCAUCCACAUUGACUAGUACUGCUUCUGUUUGGGAAAGGACGCUAUACUUUUUUUGAUUAAACUACAGAUUUGCCUCUGAACGAACAAAUUCGGUUAGGGUAAACAUGGAUAACUUCACGAAUAAUGGCACUUUUCCCAACCUGACGACGCCUAUUCCAGAUGAGACGGUUAGAUCUGGGUCUAUAUUCUUUGGACUUGUGCUCCUCGUACUCGCCGUUAUAACUAUAGCUGGAAACAUCCUGACCAUAUCUGCCUUCGUGUCCAACGUACUACUCCGCCAGAAACCCAGUAAUCUCCUCCUACUUAGCCUGUCCUUUAGCGACCUGAUGGUCGGCGCUACGGGCUUGCCGGUGGCUGCCAUUCACACUGGUCUCGGCUACUGGCCUCUAGGAAAGGCCAUGUGUGUGAUCAACGCCUACUUCUCCGUCAUCGGAGUAUCUGCGGGGAUGUACACCAUCACUGCAGUCAGUCUUGACCGCUACUUUCUGGUGUCGAGAGAGUACCCAGCCUAUCUGAAGCUACAGUCAUCCCGUAAUGUGAAACUAACCAUCGCUGCGGCGUGGAUAAUCGCUACCCUCAUCAGCUCCGUUGAGGUCGUACUCUGGCUCGCUGGAGACUACUCUAGCGUUGAUUACAGCCACGAAUGCCUCUCCCCUGUCCGGAGUGACCCUCGCUUCGUCAUCGUCAUCUUCUUCCUCCUCUUCGCCGUCCCGUUCCUCGUCAUGCUCCUAUCAACUCUACGGUUCUCAAUUCUCUUACGGAGGCGCCUCCGUAAACCAACCCGCACCCAUCACCCGUCAGUAGACUCCGUCAAUAACAAACUAGUCCAUAAGGUUGCGCUGGAUAGAUCACCCCCUCCCGUCACAAGUGUUACAGUUAGUUCUGAUAACAACCUUAGCGGUGUGGAGUCUACGGAGCUCAGCAGCGUGCCAGCCUCAACCAAUACCGACGGUGAAACCGCUCAACCCGCUCGGCCAAUCAAACGGAAAAGCCUCGGGGGAGCAGGAAGAAAGAAAUCCUUCUUUGGUUUCGGUGACGCGGCACGUCGAGUAGGAACUUCAGGAUCCACACGGGAUAAUCUACGCAAUCGUUACAGAAAACCAGCCGUCCGUCUAGCCAUCCUCCUGGGUGCGUUUGCGCUUUGCACGCUCCCGUACCCCAUCUUCAUCGUCUUGUCCCCUGGCUCUAGCUGCGAAGACUGCCCCGCAAGACUAGUCAGGAAUCAUCUGUCGAACUUGCUUUUGUCAAACUCUGGACUGAAUCCGUUCCUAUAUGCUAUAAUGCACAGGAAGAUCUGGCAGUUUUAUAAGAAUAAACUUACAGCUCCUUGCAAAAGGUGCUAGACUCUCGCACAUAUCGAGCUAAAGCAUGUACUUUUUUGCUUUUGUUCCAAAGAAGUUGGUAAAGGUCAUGUGUUUGUUUCAAACAACCUUUUUUUCAUAUGUUGGCCUUUGUAGAUAAUUAAAAUACCGCAUCAAUAGUGUCCGCACGUUCAAUAUAAUAAUUAAUAGUUCACCUCACAAAGAAUUCGUUGCAAUGGUAAACACAAAGAUCUACAGAGCUACCAUGUAUGUUUACUUAUGUGGAUCAAACCUUGUCUUUCGAGUAAUUAAUGUAAAUUACUUCUAAAACGGUUAUGUUAUUGAACAAAAUAACGGGAUAUUAUUCCUCGAUUUUUCGUGAUUUUUAUGGAAACGUAUUAACCAAGGUGUCACUGUUCUGGUGAUGUAAAGUGUAAUAUUGCUAUAAGAUUGAAUCAGGGCAUAUAUAGUAAAGAAAGCAGUGUUGUUUUUUAUGCCAACGGGUUAUAACGUGCGUUCUACUACCAACUACGCUAUUUAUUAGCUCCGAUGUUGGAGGUCUCCCAAUUUUGUCAAUACCUCUGUUCUGUGUACAGCAGCAAUGUGAUGACAACUUUGUCAGUUAUCCUAGUGGGUCAUUUACUUACUUUAAUAGAUCUGAUGUGGCUAUUCAUAAAUCCUUAAAGCCAUUAUACACUUUCGGUACAAAAAAACAAAGUUCACAGAUUUACAAAUAAUUU
Messenger RNA from Asterias rubens (European starfish), 2104 nucleotides. RefSeq names its product alpha-2A adrenergic receptor-like. Gene Ontology annotation, biological process: adenylate cyclase-activating adrenergic receptor signaling pathway. Gene Ontology annotation, cellular component: membrane. NCBI's taxonomy places the organism in Eukaryota, Metazoa, Echinodermata, Asteroidea, Forcipulatida, Asteriidae. The record is from RefSeq and is a predicted model, not a curated record. Gene Ontology annotation, molecular function: G protein-coupled receptor activity. The transcript has a single exon. Bases 168 to 1406 code for a protein of 412 amino acids.